GUGAUUGCCUGGGAAACAUACAUUUAGCGCCAUUUUGCUUGUGCUUAGGAAAGACAGGGAAGGUUUUUUCGGGUUUUACAACAGCCGUUUAAGUAGACUGAACUUGUAAAAGUACAUCAAUGAAGUGGGAAUACAAGGAAGAGCAUCCUUUUGAAAAGAGACGGGCAGAGGGAGAGAAAAUUCGGAAGAAAUACCCCGAUAGAGUUCCGGUCAUUGUGGAAAAAGCACCCAAAGCAAGGAUUGGUGACCUAGAUAAAAAGAAAUAUCUGGUUCCUUCAGAUCUGACAGUGGGACAGUUUUACUUCUUAAUUCGCAAGAGGAUUCAUUUGAGACCCGAGGAUGCCUUGUUCUUCUUUGUCAUUGCCAGUGGUCUUUCUGUUGUAAAUUGUGGAAGACUCUGGCAUUUAAAAUUAAGUGGAGGUGCUGUGGUCAUUGUGGAAAAAGCACCCAAAGCAAGGAUUGGUGACCUAGAUAAAAAGAAAUAUCUGGUUCCUUCAGAUCUGACAGGUUGGGUAAUCAUUGAUGUUAAAGUACUGACUUUCAAACUCACUGGAGCACUGCAAAGUACUCUUUACUUGAUGCACAGUACUAUUUAG
Messenger RNA from Orbicella faveolata, 596 nucleotides. RefSeq names its product gamma-aminobutyric acid receptor-associated protein. The record is from RefSeq and is a predicted model, not a curated record. NCBI's taxonomy places the organism in Eukaryota, Metazoa, Cnidaria, Anthozoa, Scleractinia, Merulinidae.